Molecule: messenger RNA, 2190 nt
Organism: Raphanus sativus (radish)
Lineage: Eukaryota; Viridiplantae; Streptophyta; Magnoliopsida; Brassicales; Brassicaceae
Exons: 3
Coding region: 142-2013 (623 amino acids)
Molecular function (GO): protein dimerization activity
Source: RefSeq, a predicted model, not a curated record
CAGGACCUUCAUUUGUUUACGGAGACAAAUCAAGUCCAUCGCUUUUCCCUCCCUUGAGAACAAGGGUUUCGCUUUCUCUUCCGGCUUUUGUUGUCUCAACGCUUUUUACUCAGCCACUCAGUUAAGUUUUAAGUCUUUGAAAUGGAGGAUACCUUCAUGGACAUUCGGGAGCAUGGAGUUUGUGUGAACAAGAUCAAAAACCGGUAUACAUGUAACUACUGUGGGAAAGAAGUUCAGGGCAUCUGUCGUCUGAAGCUUCACUUGGGUGGUGUGGGUAUAGAUGUAACUCACUGUGACCAAGUCGCAUCUAAUGUUAAAAAGACUUUUCGAAGUAUGGUUAUGAAGCAAAGGCACGGCUCUACUGCUGCUGCUGCUGCUGCUGCUGAGUCUGAGACUAGUAGAGUUAUUGGGAAUGUCCAAAUGGGUAAUGGUCAUCAUCAUAAGCGUGGAAGAUCAGAAAUCUCAUCCAGCAGAAGUGUUGUGGAGAGUUCUAAUGAACAUGAUGUGAAUAUUCAGUCAAACAAGGCCCGGAAGUGCAUAGGUCGGUUCUUUUACGAAAGUGGUAUCGCCUUUUCAGCUGUGGAUUCACCAAGCUUCAGAGAAAUGAUCAUGUCUGUAGCUGGUGGUGGUGGUGGUGGUGAUGAGGAGACGGGGCUUAAGAUUCCUGGCUCUCGUGAUUUAAGCGGAUGGAUGCUUCAAGAAGCAUUGAAGGAAGUGGAAGAGUAUGUGAAGAGGGUUAAAGAUUCGUGGGCCGUAACAGGUUGCAGCAUCUUGCUGGAUGCUUGGGUUGACGAGGAGAAAGGCCGUGAUCUGGUUACUUUCAUUGCGGAUUCUCCAGCUGGUCCAGUUUAUCUGAAGUCCUUUGAUGUUUCUGAUAUCAAACGUGAUACCAACGCCUUGAUAUCACUUGUGGAUGGGGUUGCUGAGGAAGUUGGAGUGGGUAACGUUGUUCAGAUCAUUGCAUGUUCAACCACUGGCUGGGUUGGUGAGUUAGGCAAGUCUUUUGCGUCUAACAACAGUAAUAUCUUCUGGUCCGUGAGUAUCUCCCAUUGCUUUGAGCUCAUGCUGGCGGAGAUCAGCAAAAUGGAUUCCUCUAGAGGGAUACUUGACAAGGUGAAUAGCAUCAUAAAGUUCCUUCGCAGCAACCCCUUGGUGUGGGAGCUUUUCAAAGAUCCUAGUCAUAGACAUGACAUGAGGGACUCCUCCUCUGAGUUCGAGUUCGUUAGGCCUUAUCUCACUCUUGAGAACGUUCACAAGGCGAAGGACAACUUGGCAAAAAUGUUUUUUUCAUCCGUCUGGAGCAAAGAAGAGGGCACAGCAGUAUCCAAACUUGUGAAUGAUUGGUCCUUUUGGGAGUCUGUUGAGAGGCUUGUGAGAUCAACAUCUCCUCUUAUCCGAGGCCUAUGCUUGUUAUCUACUGCCAACAAUCAGCAGGUUGGAUAUGUCUACGACACUAUGGAUGGCAUAAAGGAGAGUGUAGCAAAGGAACUAAGUGACGAGGAGCUACCUUACAAGCCUGUGUGGGAUGUGAUUGAUGAUGUGUGGAACAAUCAUCUCCACAGUCCUCUUCAUGUUACCGGUUACUUUCUGAACCCGGGUGCCUUCUACUCAGGUGACUUCAGUUCUGAUCAUGAAGUUACAACCGGUUUCAUCUCCUCUUUGGUUUAUAUGGUAAAAGACUGUCACGUCCAGGCCAAAAUUUCCGCACAGCUUAAAAUGUACAGUCUCGGUCAAGGUUGCUUUGAUGAGGCCAGUCAAGCUAAUCAAAUCACUGACAUUGCUCCAGCUGAGUGGUGGGUUCAAAAGGCUAGCCAACAUCCAGAACUACAGAGCUUUGCCAUUAAGAUUCUGAGCCAGACAUGUGAAGGCGCUUCGAGAUACAAGCUGAAGAGGAACGUAGCAGAGAAGCUGCUGCUCACGAGAGGAAUGAGCCGUCGUGAGAAACAGCAUCUGGAAGAGUUAGCGUUUGUUCAUUACAAUCUCCAUCUACAACGCUUCAAAGGUACAAACUAAGUGAAAGAGUUUUUGUGCAGCAAGACUUUUGUGAAUGUGCAGAUUCUUUAGUUUGUAUAUUCAUUUGGGGAAUGUUAAGUAUCAAACUUUGGAUGCUGUAAGUUAUAUUGCGUUGUCAGGAUGUUGUGUUUUGAGUCUUUGACUUUGUUGUUUUGUGGAAACUAAUUUGAGAUUUUA